Molecule: messenger RNA, 4319 nt
Organism: Symbiodinium necroappetens
Lineage: Eukaryota; Dinophyceae; Suessiales; Symbiodiniaceae
Source: the annotation of a GenBank genome assembly
GCACUGGAGACCUUGAGGCCCUCAGGAAGCUGCAGAUCGGCGGAGAGGGCGACUUCUGCGACUGGCCCGGCAUCCGCUGUGAUGACCAGGGCUGCGUCGUGGAGCUAACUCGCCACGAUGCGCGGGGCUUCUUUUCUGCCGUGGCAUCCCUGCGGCAGCUUCAACGCCUCGACCUCUCCAACUCAAGGGUCUCUGGGGACGUCGCGGCCCUGACCGGGCUUGAACAACUCCAUCACCUCGAUCUCUCCCAAGGACUCUCCCACGCACGGGUCUACGGGGCCGUCGAUACUCUGCGCGACCUCCAACAACUCCAUCACCUCGAUCUCUCCCACACAUCAGACGUCUACGGGAAAGCCGAGGCCCUGCACGUCCUCCGACAACUCCAUCACCUCGAUCUCUCCCAUACACACGUCCGGGGGAACCUCGAGGUUUCCGACCUGCCGCUCAAGCAUCUUGACCUCUCAAAGACGAAAGUCAGUGGCAGCUUGGAGAACUUGGAGAACAUCACUGGGCUGGAGGUCCUGAAUCUGGCGAAAUGCAACAUCAGUGGCCAGUUUGCGAGCCUGUCCAGGCUCGGGAGCCUGAGGACGUUGGACGUCACUGACACAAACAUACACGGAAGCCUCGAGGACCUGAGACAGUCCACGAGCCUGCAGCACCUGAUCGGCCCUCGUCUCCAGCUCUCCGGCGACCUCGGGGCCUUGAGCGGUGCGACGGAUCUCGAGAUCCUCGACUUGAAACGCAGCCAGGUCACGGGGAAUCUGGAUGCCUUGCAAGGAAUGAGACGCCUCCGGAAGGUGGACCUGCGCGAGACCCACGUCUCCGGCAGCCUCAACUUCCUGGAGGGCAAGGAGAAGAUGGAGUUCCUGAAUUUGGCACGCACGCAGGUCGGGGGCGAGCUCGGCCCCUUGCGAGGCCACGCUGCGCUCCACACGGUGGACUUGCACCGAAGCCAAAUCGCUGGGGAGCUCGCGCCCCUGAAGAACUUCCAAGAGCUCCAACGAUUAGACCUCGCCGAAACCGACGUCUCUGGAAGCCUGGAGCCCCUGGCAAACCUGACUCGCUUGCAGCGGCUGUGGCUGCAUAAGACGAGGAUGUCGGGCCCCCUGGCUCCUGUGCAAAGCCUUACCGAGCUUCAGGAGCUGGAUCUCCACGACACGACCGUUUCUGGAGACUUGGUGGCUGUCCGGCAUCUCCGCCAACUCCAGCACUUGUACCUCAGCAAGACCGCGAUCUCCGGCGACCUCGCUGCGGCGCGGGAGCUCACAGAGCUCAGAAAGCUGGGGCUGGGCGGGGUGAAGAACAUUCACGGCCGGCUGGAAAGCCUGCAGAGAGGUCUGGCCGCCCUGGAUCUCCAGGAGACGGGAGUCUGGGGCAACCUCGAGGUCUUUCUCUCGAUGCUCGAUCUCCAUGUCCUCAACCUCCGCCAGACUGCAGUCUCGGGCACUGUGGCUGAUCUUGGAGGAGGGGGGUGGCUUGCACACUUGGACCUGAGCGCCACCGCCGUCGGCGGCGAGCUGGCAGAUAUCGCAGGGCUCACAGACCUCAAAACGGCGCUUUUGUCCGGGACCCGGGUGAGCGGGCUGCUUUCCGACUUGCAGAGCUGCUGCACAGACCUGCGGGAGCUGGAUCUCGCCGAGAGCCAAGUGGGCGGCCUACGGCCUCUGGGAGAGGAGCAGCCGCCCCGGCUGCUGCCCGCACUUGAGCGCCUGAACGUGAGCGGCUGCCCGCUGAACGGCACUGCCACAGAGCUCUUGGUUCCCCUAGCGGGGACACCGCUGAAGAGCCUGGCGGCCGCCCGCAGCGGCCUACGCGGUGAGCUGCCAAACCAAACCGAUGGCGGGGUCGUCAGCCGCUUGGAGAGGAGCCUGGAAUACCUGGACCUGGCAGGAAAUCAGCUGAGUGCCAUUCCCCACCUUGGCGCAAGCAUAACGUAUUUGGAUCUCAGCAGCAAUGCCGGCGCGAUGAAACUUGGCCACGGCGUGCUGACCCAGGUCGUGCUGAACCACACAGAGGUGCACAUGGAGGGCACGCGCCUGCAGAACCCGGAGGUGGUCCAAGAGGAGGCGCGGCGUCUCAAGGACAAGCUGCCCUUGCAGGACUCCAGGCGAACCCUGCAUGCGGAGGGCUACGCCUGCGCUCACUUCGCGCUCCCCGCGCUGCGCGUCACCCCGGAGCUCUUCUUGCCCCAGUACAUGUGCAAGUGCCGGCCCGGCCACUUCGGAAAGGGUGCCACCUGCCAGGCUUGCCCUGCCGACACCUUCGCAGAUGACGAGGACCAGGCGCAGUGUGAGAAGUGCCCAGCCAACAGCACCUCGGCCAAUGGCUCUGCGGCUCUGAAUGCCUGCGAUUGCAGCUAUGGCAAGCCUCGGGGCGAGAAGGGCAACCGGAGUUGCCAAUGUGAGCCCGGCAGCAUCGCAGCACAUGCUCCGGUGGAAGAAGGCUACGCCCGCAUCUCCGGCUCCCUUCAGGUCUUCCGCUGCUUAGAGGCAGAGCGUUGCACACCCUUCACGGAUUCGGGCUGCGCAGCUGGAUACUCCGGCCCUCUGUGUGUGGAGUGCGCUCCUAACUACCACUCCCUCAACUUCGGCAAGCAGUGCGACGAAUGCCAGAGCCUGCGCCAGCAGUCGGUGGUCUUGGUCUUCGUGGUCUCCCUGGGAACUCUGGCGCUGAUGGGCGCCGUCGUCGCCGCAGGCUGCCUCCUGAGGAGCUACAUCCCAAAGCCUGGCCUGGGAAUGGAGUGCGCGGCGCAGCUCCUGGUGUCUCAAGGGGCGGUGUUGCUGCAGCUUGCGCAGCUCUGGGCUCUGCUGGCGCGCCUGACGAGCGCCAGGGAGGCACAAAAAGUGUUGCAGGAAGUGGUCGCGUACAAUGUCACAGAUGACGUCCCCGCCCCUGAGGAGUUGAACACCGAUCGGGACCCACUGUUCUCCUACAUCGAAAUCCUACAGUUCACGGGCUCGGAGUUGCAAAGCUUCCUGGACUUCCAGUGCCGCUACGACGGUGCGACGGUCCGCGGCGUCUUCGCCCUUGCCACGCCCCUCCUUCCCUUGCUGGUCCUGGUUGCAUGCGCCUGCCUAGAGCUUCGGAACCUUGGCAUGGGCAUCCAGCUGGCCCUCCGCGCCUUGACGGUCCUCUUCGUGGGAGGCGCCUCCGGCGCGGUGAAGCUGCUGGGCUGCCAGCGCGCCGACGGCGAAGGCACCUGGAUACCAGACGACCUGGCCUUCCGGCCGCUUUUCCCGUGGCUCCGGUGCUCGAAGGAGACCGCCGCAGCCGCCUGGGUGGACCGAAUCGGCUGGAGCACUGCCGCCGUCUAUGGCGUUGCGGUGCCCUGUUUCCUCGCCUUCCUCUUCUUCAGGCAGCACCGCACCAUGCGGCAGUGCAAGACCUUCUUUGUCGUCAGUGCCAACCAGGAGAACGGCAGCGUCCAGCUGGAGCUCACUGCAUGCGCAAAGUCGGAGCAUUUCGAGGAGGAGCUCCUGGCAAGGCGCCUACUGGGGGCUGCAGCGGCCCACCUGGCGGUGCAGAGGCCAGGAGAAGUUUUGGUGGAGCUCCACCAAAACGCGGUGAUUGUGACAGGGCAAAAUGGCAUCAGUCACGAAGAGAAGAGCAGCGGCUUUUCUUCCAUCUCGGCCGAGAGCUUCAUGGAGAGCGACAUGAAAGACACCGUGCUAGCACGGAACUACAUGAUGCAGAUGCUUACGGAGCGCAGCAUCUUAGAGGAGAUCCAAUCAGACAGAAUGCUGAUCGGGGCGAAGCAACUUCUUUGCAAGUACGCCUAUUGCGGCGGAGUGUGGAUGGAAGUCGCUCUGAAACUGAGCUCCGCCUGCCUCGUUUCCGUCGUCUCUUCGAGGGAUGGCCUGUGGCUGUCCGUGGCAAUCACCUUCGGCAUGGCUGUGAUCAUCGGCAGCGUGCGGCCCUUUGCUCAGCCCCAGGUGAAUGCUCUGCAGAGCUUCAGCUUUUGUUGCCUCGCUCUGGCCGCGGUGGGAUUCGCACAUCGCUGGAGCUCUCUGACCCACUUGGCCCUCCUGGCGCCCCUGGUGCUCACGGCGGUGCAACUCCUGCGCCCGGACUCCCCGGAAGCCCUGGCCCUGCGGCUGCAGCAGGAGCUGGCGAAGCAGAUCGAACCUUUGCGGCGCGGUGAGAGUGUGAGAGUCCGCGCGGAAGAAGUGCGGAGAUAUCCGGCCUUCUGCGGAGCAGAGGCUCUGAGCAUCAGAGAGCCGAAAACAGCCAGCCAGCCUCCUACUGUGGUCUCGGCGUCGAGCCCUUUUGCCGAGACGCGCGCUUGGCGCACUCGAGAAUCUCGGCAACCAUGCGGCUGA